GUGUGUGUACGCUAAGGAUAUACUGUAGCUUGGUGUUGGGCUUUGCUGGGCAGCAUCAGUAUUCACAACAAUUCUUCCACCGUUCAACGUAACCCUUCACUGUACAAAGCCUAAGAAUGUCCCCAAAAUAUCCGGUAGGUCCGCGCGAAACGAUUGGCGGACAGGAGCGUGAACGGCAGCAGUAGAGGCUCGGCCCAGACCCAGACCGCAUGUCACAUGCGGUGUACAUCGUCCAGCGACCCAACUACCCGUCGGUUGUUGUGUGUUAAGGACUGCCCGAAACGGUUCCCCAAAAUCCGGACAACCUCCAUACCAGCCAAAGAGAGCUAGCUAGCCAAAGAGAGCGUGUGCCAGAGAGAGAAAGAGAGAGAGAGAGCGCGUGUGAAAGAGCGACCGACCAGGUAAUCAUGUAUGGGUGCAAUCGUUGGAAAGCACCUGCAGCAACCGCAGCACGUGUACCGUGUUUAAAUCAAUUCAAAAUCCGCACCUUCAGCAGCAAUCGCUUCGUGCAGUAAAGGUUAGGUCCCAAGUUGUUGGGGACUGGGGCUUGAGACCUCGUGUCUGGUGAUAGUUCUUGUGAUAACUAGGCAUUGCUAGGCCUCAAACGUAGAGCUGUGUGUUCUCCAACCACACGAGGGGGGACUAGUCCAUCGGGAGGACCAUCCUUCCGUUUUCAUCUGAUCUGAGGCAGGAAGAUGUAUGUGGCGGUGUACAGUCGCGGUACCGGAGACGGGCUACAAUUCGUACACGGACGUAACCAUGCUCUCGUUGAAGGUUGAGCUGAAUCUUUGAGGAAAUCAUCACACGACCAAGCGAGAGAGAGAGAGAGAUUGAACGACAGAGAGACCGAGAGUGAUAAGAAGAGUAUAUCGAGCAGGUGCGAUAUCUGGAUGCAAGUACCCAUCUGUACCGCGUGAGCAUCAAACCGGCCAGCGAGAGUCUGGUCGCUCUCAGCGUGCCAUUAUCCCGACGCUUGGUGGUAGCCGUAGCUGUGCCCCCGUUGGAGCGUGAGCGGUGACUGCACCAUUAUCAUCACCAUCAGCGUCGUCCGGCUUGAUGACCAGCAGCGCACUGGAGGCGGACGCAUUCUAGAACGCUCAGACAGGACACUGCCGGUUAGCGUGCCAUCAGUCAGUCACGCGUCGGCAAGCAGAGAUAAGCGAAGUCGAUAACCACUAGCCACUCGGACACGGCUGUAACGCUGGUCCUGGGUGUUCGGUACCGCAACUACCUAGAACGAUCUGCCCGGAGCACGUAGUUAUAGUGCGAGUGCGGUGUUAGAUAAUACACACCACGGUCUGCGGCAGGUAGACCAAAAGCCAAAGGUCGUUCAGGUGGGCGACGCACACACACACACGCACCUCACCGUGGAGUCUACGCCAACGGUCGAGCCGGUGGCGAUGGCCCCGGAACCGGUUCCGACGACCAACGGUUCGUCUGACACCACGGCCGGGACCACGUCCAGCGGAUCGACGACACUGCUCAAGCAGGUGCACCGUAUGCUGACGCCACCAGCCGACCUGCUCGAAUGGAAGGAUAUGCCACAGCAUCUGCAGUUUAACCCGUACGUGCUCACCGGGUACCGGCCGCUGCAGGGUGUGAAGGGUUGCCUGAGCAGCCUGUUCUACGUACACAAUGAAACCAUCAAUAUUCUUACACACGGCAUUCCAAUUGUCUACAUCCUGGCAACAGUGCCGGCAAUGAUGCCAUGGGAGAAAGACUAUCGCUUUCUGUCGUGGUGUCAUCUGGUCGGUUCCGUUGCACCGUGGUGCGGCAGCUUCGUCUACCAUCUGUUUAUGAACCUGGAGAACGGCGAGGGCAUCUACUACCGGUUGCUGCAGCUCGACAUGCUCGGCAUAUGGAUCAGUCAGAGUUUCGGAGCGCUACCGAUGGUAACGGCAACGGUGUACUGUUUAAACUUUCCAUUAAAAUGGCUGCUCAUCAUUUCCUACUCGCUGCUGUGUAUCUGGGGGCUCUUCAAGGCAAUGACGGCUUCAUCACCUUGGCAGCGACGGUUAUGCUUUCUGCUGCCGUUCAGCAUGCGAAUCAUGCUCACGUUGCUGCGAAUCUCGAAGCUCGGUGGCGGCAAUCCUACCUCACUCACCCACGUCUUUCUACAGGAUGCCGUGUCUGCCGUGGGUGGAGUAAUUGGAGCGAUGCAUAUCCCCGAGAAAUGGUUUCCCGGAAGUGUUGACAUCUAUUUGAACUCGCAUAACAUCAUGCACGUCCUGGUGGUUGUUGCCGUUUACUCGAUGCACCAGGCCACCAUACGGGACAUCGAGUGGAUGCAGCGAGCAGAGUGUAAUGGACUCAACUAUACCUCAACGCUAAACAUAGACUCGUUAAACGGGUCACAUCUAGAGCUAUGACUUGCACCGACAGCAACCACAGCAGCAGCAGCAGCAGCAGCAUCAUCAGCUCAACAGUGUGCUCCAGCCAUUCCGGUGCUGAACGCAGAGCGGGCAGCACUAUCAGCAAACGCUGACCAUCACGUACAGCCCGUGGUCCGUCAAUUCGAGUCAAUAUUCGAGUCGAUCAAACCGUUCGAAACGGUUGCGAUUUGUAGCGUGUUUGAAGUGCGCCUUUCGAUAAACUAAUUUAGACCAGUCGUCCAAAGCAAACACGAAGCGAUGAGUAGCGUACGUAGUAGGGCAGCCAUACUCGCUGCUAGGUAAUUGGUAAUUAAUUGUGCAAAAACCGCAAGCCACCAGUAGGCCAGCCAGCAACAACAUCCAGACACCCGUUUAGGCUUCCUCAACAUACAUACACAAACACAUACAGUUCUUACCACACCAUUUACGUCAGCCAGCUAGAAGCAAGAACUAGACAAAAACGGCAAGACAAGAGAGCAACUACACCAACUUUACUCCAAGCACCUUGAGUACGCUUGCCGAUGCCAUAUAUUUAUAGGAGGCUACCACAAACCAGGAACUGCGCUUCCCUUUCGCAUUGCUCUAGUAAGAAAGCCGACUAUUCCGAGGACCGUUCACGGGUCUCGUCUCUUCCGUUUUGCCCACCUAUUGCACAGAACACACAGAACUUUCGACACGUGAGUGAUCGAGUGAGGUGCCUGAACGUGAAGUUUAUUUUUUUUUUUAAGAAGAACUACAGUGAACCUUACAACAGAGAUACAAUACAACAUGAAACCCCGAGAAUUUUGUAACCGGUGGACUGAGACCGGUGAAACGAUUUCAGCCACCUGUAGUUUGCUGCUUGCUGAGCACUGGAUCUAUUCUCUCUUAGCUCCAGUAGACCCUGGCUGCUGAUAGUAAGGGGGUGGCCGAGCGGAGAUAACAAUACGUCACAGAUGCACCUGAACCAGAUGGUACGCGGUGACACUAGAAGGCUCCGUAAUAAUACAAUACUAUAGGCAUACAGUAUAUGUUGCAGCCUAGCGAUGCACGGACGGUGGAGUAGAAUACCUUGAUUGCGACUUAUUACCAGUAGAUAGAACAAAAUUGAACACAAUUCCUUGUUGGAUGAUGCGCAUCUGUAUCGCCGUCAACGCACCGUACAUCUAGAAGCAUCACACUUAGAGCGUAGCUUUCCUGCGACUGUUGUUCCGCAUGCGUUACACUGACCGUGUUACACUGAAGGUGUCGGAUGUCCGAACGGUUAGGUCUUGCGGUUCAACAGGCUGGGAAGACUCUUUCCCUUUCCCCCCCUGCUCCCAGGGGUUUUUGGCUAUCUUUGACCAGUUUGACGAGGUGUUUGUGCGGGCACCGCUAGCCCCUCUCUAACCAGUCACCGGAUAUUCUUGCCGAGUACCUGUGGCCUGCCGGGUGCUCGUCGCUUUCGUCCAGGUGUACACUCCUUCGUUCAUCGUACCUUUUUAAAACCCCGUAGGAUACUCUAGCUAAGAAAACAAAGAAGAAGAAGAAGAAACACUGUUACGAAAGGCUGUUUAAGUAUUAAUUUCCUCCCCCCCCCUACAACAGCAACAACAACAACAAAAUGCUCUUUAGCGUUAAGAAUAGACGUACUACACUACCUGGUAGCGGGCAAACACACAUGACGCGUUGCGGCGUUUAGCGAUGAACUGUAUUACACGCAAGAAAAACUAAAACUAAAAAUAGCUAACAAAGAAGUAGAUGUUUGAUGACCAGGGCCCAACACACUAUCGUACUGGUUUCCUUCCCAAGCCGCUGGACCCGUUCGGUUUUCACGCUUCAGAAUCGGCCGUGCUUCUCGGGUUGGCCUAGUUUCUUCUGUUCCUGUGACCCUCGUGUUACGGGGAACUGGAUAUCUGUGAUCACUACGUUUGACAUUAACUUGAUAGCACGCUGAUCUUUCCGAUCUUUCCAGCAUGUGUCUGUGUGUGUGAGUGUUUGUGUGAUUCGUCGAAUCAGCGAACUUCACUUUUACACACACACACACACACACACAGACAUACCAAAUGUAUGGCUUUCGUUUUGGGGUAACAGCUCAGUGCCGAGAGCAUCAAGACUGGAGCCACUUGCUUACUCGUAUACGACUAACCAUACGGACAUUGUAUCGGAUUUGAUAGAUAAGGUCUAACCUUACCCGUCAAAUUCCGUACAAAGUGUAUAAGACUAGUCGUAUACGAGCAGUGACUCCAGCCCACAUGGGCACGAACUGUAGGUGUAGUUACGAAGAGUAAGUUGGAUUGACGUGUAAAAAAAAUUUGGCUGAUGCCAUCCUUCCCAUUCUGCUCCUGAGAUACCUCCGACUGCUUGUCAGGAUAUCCUUUCCGUACCAGUGGCGGAUCUAGCCAGACAACCUACUUCGGCUACCGCUUAUAAGUAGCCUCCAUAGUAGAGGCCUCGAGUUGGGGGUCUAGUAUACAUGGCCUCAUAUAAGGAGCUCCGUAUGAAGGACCGCGCCGAAAGUUGUCCAAAAAUUGUUCUCGCACACACAACUCGGCCAGCAGAUCUCUAGCAGCAAGCAGAAAGCAAGCUUCAAGGUACCAGAUCCGCCACCGGUCAGAACACAACAAGAAACCGAAAAAGCUUUAUUAGCUAUUAGCUGUAUUAGGUGACAUGUUAGUCACAAAACCGAGCGUCACAUCACCGAUAGCACCCAGUGACAUUGGUGACAGAGUUUUUGCACUUCUGCAGCGGUAAAAUAGGGCACGCACUGUAGGGCUUCUGGCUGGCCUUCUAGUUGCUCUGAACUAGUUUGCUUGACACGUGCAAUUCUUACUCAACCAUAGCUAUUUAAGUUUUACUAGCUCCCAACAGCUCCACUUUCCUUCCCUCCCCCCCUUCCUCCCCCCUCUCCACACCACUAGCGUCUCGUUAAACCCUCAGAACUCACCCCUCAGGCAUAUCCACCCCAAAAACUAAACAAAAGAAAACACUACUGUGCAAUGUGAUAUUAUAUUUUUCGCGCUUUAAAGUGUUUUUGGUAGGGUUUUUCAGUUACGUUUUGGUUUUUUCCGUUCUUCCCCUUUUUUUUUGAAGUCGCUGCUGCAGAGGAGAGCGAAUGGAAGGAUGGCCGAAAGGCUGCAACGCAUCCGAAUGCGGAUGUGACCAAUUAUGGAAGGACAAAUUUAGGCAACAAAAAGAUAAAAAAAAAUUUGGGAAAUUUUGGGAAAAUUUAAACUAAACGAAACCCGGAUGAUGAAGCGUGUUUUGGAAUGCGUCAUUUCCCAACCCGGGAUAGUAAAAGCGAACUUUAACACAAAAAUUCAAUUAAGCUGUAAAAUGAGCUUUUUUGGCGGAGGGGUGGGUGAGGGGGGGCCGGUCAACCAGUAACAAACCAACUCCCCCCCCCUCCCCCCCCCCGGAAACCGAUCCCGGUUUGUUAGAGAAUUUUCCGAAACAAAGGCAAAGAACGAUGUCGUCACUCACACGACGUCACAAUUCCACGGUGAGCUUUCCCGUACUGGCUCGACCUGCACAGCGUAACUCUCGUAACUAGUUAAACGUUUAUCACCGAUCCAAAAAAAAAAAGGUACCGAUACUGUUUGCUUCCUUCAGCGUUAUUUGUAGCGAGAAAAAGAGAGAGAGAGAGAGAGAGAGAGAGAAAGAGCUAUAGAACGAGAGAGAGAGCGAGUAGAAAGAAAGAAAAAAACACAAGCAGAAUAACAUAUUAAUUAUAACCAAAUUAAUAGAAAUUUAUACAUAUGUAAAACUCACACACAGACACACACAAUUACUUCAAUAUUAACACAAAGAUACAUGAGUGCGUAAUGCGAAUCGUAAAUGCUAGAAGAAAAAAAACAGAUUCAAAAAAAUGUGCGUUGACCAACCAACAGGAGAACUCCAAAAUACUAAAUCACACACAUACAGACACAGACACAAAGAGAUACUUUAAUCAAGUUUUUGGAUUUUUCGAUCUAAAACUUGAGCAUCGUACAUCAUAUAAUCUAAAGGGACUUGUUUAAGUGAGUUUAGGCAAAAAGAAUAUGAAAGAAAUAAAGAAAAAAAAGAAGCCCAAAACAAACUGUAGGAAACCUUCCAUUGAAAUAAAGCAAUAAUAUAUACAAAGUACACAUAAA
Messenger RNA from Anopheles stephensi (Asian malaria mosquito), 6463 nucleotides. RefSeq names its product progestin and adipoQ receptor family member 4. Gene Ontology annotation, molecular function: signaling receptor activity. The record is from RefSeq and is a predicted model, not a curated record. The transcript is spliced from 8 exons. NCBI's taxonomy places the organism in Eukaryota, Metazoa, Arthropoda, Insecta, Diptera, Culicidae. Bases 1401 to 2369 code for a protein of 322 amino acids. Gene Ontology annotation, cellular component: membrane.